Macroventuria anomochaeta is the source of this 1341-nucleotide messenger RNA. RefSeq lists its product as uncharacterized. Gene Ontology annotation, biological process: transmembrane transport. The record is from RefSeq and is a predicted model, not a curated record. Lineage: Eukaryota; Fungi; Ascomycota; Dothideomycetes; Pleosporales; Didymellaceae. The coding region runs from base 1 to 1341 and encodes 446 amino acids. Gene Ontology annotation, molecular function: transmembrane transporter activity. The transcript has 7 exons.
AUGCGCAACCUUUUUAGAAGCGGUCCUCAUUUGGAGCAACCCGUAGCCGACCAGGGCGAAACGAAGGAUAUCAACAAGGCUGGUCAAGCCCUAGUAGUCGAUAUCAAACGCCCCAUCGACGACUCGAGUGGCAUUGAGUCCUUCACCGUAGAUGCACACAAUGGUGUCAAGAAGAUUGAGGCUACCACCACCCUGUGGGAUAAGAAGUCUCUCAUCGCUGCGUAUAUUUUGAUGUGGAUGAUCAUGUUUGGAACUUCGGGGUAUCUCAUUACUUUCGGGACUAGCCCUUGCCAACAGCAUUCGUUGACAGCUUACAUUGGAGUCAUGUCUAGUAUCAUUGGUGGAGUACUCAAGCUUCUCCUGGCCAAGACUCUGGAUAUCUUUGUUCGACCGCAGGGAUUCGCUCUCAUGGCUGCUUACCUAGUUAUCGGUUUAGUAGCGGCUUGCAACAACGUGCAGACAUACGCUGCAGCCAGAUCUUCUACUGAAUUGGCCAUGUCGUACGUCAUCUCGAUUUUCAUCGCGGACACAUCUCAUCUCAAGAAUCGUGCCUUCAUGUUUGCGUACGUCAGCUCGCCAUACAUCGUCGCCGUCUGGAUAACCGGACCCUUGGAAACUGCCUACCUUGCUGGCGCUGUGCGAGCCGGCAUUAUCCUCCCAAGCAAGAGCAAUCGCAGCUUCAUCGAAUCCGUCAAGUACUACGCCAUCGAGUUCGAUGUUGGUGGUCUCGUGAGCGGCUUAGUGUUCCUCUUGCCAUUCAGUCCAUACUCCUACCAAGAUGGGCAGUGGAAGAGUGCCUUUGUUAUUUUCUUCCUGGUCACCGGCGGGCUUAUGCUCAUUAGAUUCGUACUCUACGAGAAUUUUGUUGCUCCGAAGAGUUUCAUGCCCUUCGAGGUUCUGCUCGACCGCACUGUUCUUGGUGCUUGCAUUGUCUCAGGCGCCUUCCUUGUCAGCUUCUUCAUCUGGAACGCGUACUUUUUCUCCUACCUCACCGUGUGGAUUGCACUUUACUUCGGUGUGCCGGUUUCGAUGCUGGGCGUAGGGCUUUUGAUUCACUUCUGGAAUAACUCUAAUUUGGCUGCUAUGGCUGCGACGACGCAUCAGUAUGUCGCUGUGGUUCUGGCCGUCGAAGGCAUGUUCUCGAGCGUCGGCGGCGGCACCGGCAGCUCGAUAUCUGCAGUUCUGUGGACUGUUAUCUUCCCAGCCAAGUUGGCCGAAUACCUGCCUGCUGAAGUGCAAUCAUCCCUUAUGGCCAUCUAUGCCGAUAUUGUAACGCAGACAUCGUAUCCUAAAGGCACCCCCACGAGAAUCACAAUCGCGCGAGCAUACAGAGAUUCCUAG